GAAUGUUAACCAAGCAAGUGUUUUGCAGUUUUAUAUACUUUUAAUAAAUUUUUAUCAGAAAAAUCUUUAAGCCUUAAUUUUACCAGGAAAAGCACAUUGAUAUUAAAAAUUUAAAAAUAAAUAAAUAAAUAACUCUAUUUGCUAUAAAAUAAAAUGAAAAUGAGAAAAGGAUCAAUAUCUGUACAUAACACUAAUUCUGUCACCAAGCCAUUUAAAAAUCACUCUAUAAGCAUCCAGAGUAAUCAGAUUCUUUGUAAUCUAUUCCAGGGAGCAAAUUUAAAUGCCCUUUUCCCCCCUGUUCAACUUUAAUUUGUUUGAGUGAAUGAUUUCUAAGAUCUGAGACCGGACUGGGAUCUGGAUGGUAGGUGGUGUGGUCAGUUAGGCAGAACUUGAGGAACGUGGCAGAUAAAAUGUAGGAUGAAGCUACAGGUGGAAGAAAAGUAAGGGAGAAAGAAUGAGGUAGAAUUUGAUGAAAGUAAUGAAAGAAUGGAGAGUGAAAUGCUUCAGAGGAAAUGCAUGUGAGAAAGGAUUAAGGGUACUCUUGCAAUAGAAAGCUGGGAUGAGUCGAAGAACAAGAAAAUGUGGUUUCUGUAAAUUCCAGUGUAAAAAGCUGUGUUGCUGAUGGUAAAAUCACACAUCUCACACAGAGACAUCACAAAGGACGACAAAAAUGAGCACAUUUGGUAAGAUAACCAAGAUUUUGAGUUACUUGAAGGAAUAUCCUCACAAUCGAUCAUUACACCAUUCCCUCAAGAACAUCGGAAAUACUAACGAGUAUUACUUCGACAAGAGUACACGGUUGUCACAUGACCGUAUGAUGCAGGAGCCUCUCAGCACGAAUGAUCCAGAGGUAUUUAACAUCAUUCAGAAGGAGAAAAGGAGACAGAUAUACAGUUUAUCACUUACUGCAUCUGAGAACUUUACCAGUCGUGCUGUUUCAGAGGUCCUGAGCACAUGCAUAGGCAACAAAGUUGUUCAACGAAGUCUUCAGUACUCUGGCGAAGCAGACAGCGUGGAUGAACUGGAGCGUCUCUGUCAGAAAAGAGCGUUGGAGGUUUAUAAGCUUGACCCAGAAAAAUGGGGUGUAAAUGUACAGCCUUAUUCUGGAUCGUCUGCCAACUUUGCUGUGUACAUAUCAGUAUUGGAGCCUCAUGGGAGGAUCAUGGGGCUUGAUCCCUGUGAUGGUGGCCACCGGAGCCAUGGAUUUAUUUUGGACAAAGAGAAAUUCUCUGCCACCUCCCUCUACUUUGAAUCAAUGUCCUACAAGGUCAACCGAGAGACCGGUUACAUUGAUUAUGACCAACUAGAGGAAAAUGCUCGUUUAUUCAAGCCCAAACUAAUAAUUGCAGGUCCCAGCUCCUACUCACGUAACCUGGAUUACGGUCGUCUGAGGAAGAUAGCCGAUGAGAACGGAGCUUUCCUGCUGGGUGACAUGGCACACAUUAGUGGACUUGUUGCUGCUGGAUUGGUUCCAUCCCCCUUUGAUUACUGCGAUAUUGUUUCGACCUCCACUUAUAAGACCCUGAGAGCCUGCAAAGCUGGAGCCAUAUUUUACAGAAAAGGUGUGCGCAGUGUGGAAGCAGAAACAAGAAAAGUAACUCUUUACAACUUGGAGAGUUUGAUCUGUGAAGCUGUAUUUUCCAGACUGCAGGGAGGACGUCACAUCCAUUCCAUUGCAGGAGUGGCUGUAGCAUUGAAGCAGGCACUGACUCCAGAAUUCAAGGCCUACCAAGUACAAGUGCUGGCAAAUUGCAAGACAUUAGCAACUUCUUUAAUAGAAAAGGGCUACAAAAUUGUUACAGGUGGUACCGAUACUCAUCUUUUCUUGCUUGACCUUCGUCCGAACGGAAUCGAUGGAUUAAGGGUAGAGAAGGUGCUACAGGACUGCGCCAUUAGCUGUAACAGCAGCCCCUGCCCAGGUGAUAGUGCAUUGCACCCCUUUGGCGUCCGUUUAGGAACCCCUGCGCUCACAUCACGAGGGUUUGUAGAGGAAGAUUUUUGCCUAGUGGCAGAAUUACUUCACAGAGGCAUUCAGUUGGCUGUGGACAUCCAGAAAAACAUGAACCCCAAUUCUACUUUCAAGGAGUUUAAGGAAACUCUGGCUCAAGAUAAGAACUAUCAAAAAAGAGUACGAGAAAUCCGAGAUGCGGUAGAGGCUUUUGCUGGAAAAUUCCCCAUGCCUGGACUGCCUGAGCUAUGAGACUAAUCCUCAUUCUCUGUUCCUGUAUCGGUGCUAUAAAAAGUACCUCAAACUUUAACUGUGCUAGAAAUGUGGGAGGAAAACACACAUUUUAUACAGUUUAUGACGAUGUGCAAUGAUACAGAAAAAAUGCACACUAUUUUGCAUUGUUUAUGAUUCAGAAAUAAAAAAAAUAAUAAAGUUUUUCUUCAUUCAGA
Molecule: messenger RNA, 2397 nt
Organism: Tachysurus fulvidraco (yellow catfish)
Lineage: Eukaryota; Metazoa; Chordata; Actinopteri; Siluriformes; Bagridae
Product: serine hydroxymethyltransferase, cytosolic-like
Exons: 13
Coding region: 671-2200 (509 amino acids)
Biological process (GO): protein homotetramerization; L-serine catabolic process; purine nucleobase biosynthetic process
Cellular component (GO): cytosol; nucleus; cytoplasm
Molecular function (GO): mRNA 5'-UTR binding; pyridoxal phosphate binding; cobalt ion binding
Source: RefSeq, a predicted model, not a curated record